Molecule: messenger RNA, 1770 nt
Organism: Clarias gariepinus (North African catfish)
Lineage: Eukaryota; Metazoa; Chordata; Actinopteri; Siluriformes; Clariidae
Gene: adka
Product: adenosine kinase a
Exons: 11
Coding region: 106-1185 (359 amino acids)
Biological process (GO): purine ribonucleoside salvage
Cellular component (GO): cytosol; nucleus
Molecular function (GO): adenosine kinase activity
Source: RefSeq, a predicted model, not a curated record
CAGGUGCUUUCACCGCGCUUUCUAGCCGCUAUUCCUCGUUUAGAUUUGCUCAAGCAAGGUGGUAGGGACGUGUUUUUGUUAUUUUCCUCUGAACAUCUAUAAGACAUGGCGACAGGAGAGCCCAGAAGCAAGAAAAUUAAACUUGAAGAGAAGACAGUCAGUCAAAAUGCUCUUUUUGGCAUGGGAAAUCCCCUACUGGACAUUUGUGCUGUGGUGGACAAGGAUUUUCUGGACAAGUACGGGCUCAAGCCGAAUGACCAGAUUUUAGCAGAGGAAAAACACAAGAAAUUAUUCGAAGACCUAGUCAAGAAGUCUAAAGUGGAGUACCAUGCUGGCGGUGCCACACAGAACGCUGUGAAAAUCGCCCAGUGGAUGAUCCAGAAGCCCCACAAAGUGGCCACCUUCUUCGGCUGCAUCGGCAAAGACGAAUUCGGAAAGAUUCUGAAGAAGAAGGCAGAGGAGUGCCAUGUGGACGCCCAUUACUACGAGCAGAGCGAGGAACCGACAGGGACCUGCGCCGCCUGCAUCACUGGAGACAACAGGUCUCUUGUUGCUAAUCUGGCAGCUGCCAAUUGCUACAAGAAAGACAAACAUCUGGACCUGGAGGAGAACUGGAAGCUGGUAGAAAAAGCCAAAGUCUACUACAUUGCUGGUUUCUUCUUGACCGUGUCCCUGGAGUCGAUGCUGAAGGUGGCGAAGCAUGUGUCUGAGAACAACAAGAUCUUCAGCUUGAACCUGUCCGCUCCCUUUAUCAGCGAGUUCUAUAAGGAUUCCCUAAUGAAGAUCAUGCCCUACGUGGACGUCCUGUUCGGAAACGAGACGGAGGCUGCCACGUUCGCGCGCGAGCAAGGCUUCGAGACAGAGGAUAUUAAGGAGAUUGCCAAAAAGGCCCAAAGCUUACCCAAGGAAAACAAGAAAAGGCAGAGGGUCGUGGUCUUUACCCAGGGCAAAGAGGGCACUGUAAUGGCCAAAGGCGAAAAAGUGGAAACGUUUCCCGUUUUAGAGAUUGACCAGAAAGAUAUUGUGGACACCAAUGGCGCUGGAGAUGCAUUUGUAGGAGGUUUCCUGUCUGAGCUGGUGCAGGAUAAGUCUCUGGAGCAGUGUAUCCGUGCUGGACACUAUGCUGCUAACGUCAUCAUUAGACACUCGGGCUGUACGUUUCCAGAGAAGCCUGACUUCCACUGAGAGACGAGUGAACUUUGCCACCCCAGUGUUAUGGGACUGAUGCCUUCCUCUCAGUGUUUAAUUGACUGUUCCUGUUCCUUUGUUCCUGUGUUCUCUCUUUCAUUUCUCCAAUUCCGACUUCUGUGCCUCUGCCUCACAGCAGCCAUGAUGUAAUCAUGCAGACCUUUUACUUAAUAACAAUCCAAUGUUUACAACAGAACCAACAGACCACUUCUAUAAAUAGACAAAUUGUUUUUACCAUUUAUUUUUUUAUUUCUGUUCCCUGUUCUUCAACCACACACACAGAAGUCGUGUGCAGUGAUGAUGACCACCUUGUCUCGAUCAGAACUGUGUAGAUUUUUCUUUCUUUUUAAAACACCUUCAAGAGAAGCACAGCCUUAUCUUCUUGUUUUUAACAGUCAAGAAAGAAAGAGUUAAUUUCGGGUCAAGGGUUUUUAAAGGCCAGUCUCAAAGUAUUUUGUGCUCACUUUUAAUUUUGUAAUGAUGAAAAAACUGAAUAUGGAUGUAUGUGUGUGUAUAUAUGGUCAUACGGUGCAUCUAUACAGUCUCUUUGACUGAAAAUUAAAAUGAAUUGCCUUGAUCACA